CAAGGGUUUCGGGUCGAGAUUCCCGAGUUUGAUGGCGGCGUCGAUGGUUCGGAAUUUGUCGAUUGGUGGGCUGCGGUUGAGGCAACCCUCUCUUUUAAGGAGGUCCCGGAUGAGAGGCGUGUCGCUUUAGUGGCCACAUGUUUUCGAGGCCGUGCGGCAGUUUGGUGGAUGAAUGUGAGUAGCUUGCGGCAUCGUCAAGGGAAACAACCACUCUCGUCGUGGAUUAAAUUUCGUGAGCUUGUAGAGCGUGAGUUCGUGCCCUUCAUCUAUGAUACAAUUGUUUAUCAGCAGCUGCAGAAUUUACGACAGGGGACUCGCUCAGUAAAUGACUACACGAUGCAGUUUCGUCGGCUUUUGACUCGUGUCGCUUUGCGUGAGACAAAAAACCAAUUGGUGGCACGUUAUGUCGGUGGAUUACGUGCAGGGAUUCGCGAGACGUUGAAUAUGUUUCGACCAGAGUCGGCGUCGGAUGCUCACCAACGAGCUCUCCUUGUCGAGCUGCAGUUUGCACAAAAGGCGGGCCCGUCGUUUCCUUCUUCUUCGCGUACGGGUGUGUUCACGGGUUCGGCACCACCAGCCCCGCGCUCGAAUCCUACAACAGCGGGCGGUGUCGGUCAGGUGUUCGGGCGCUUGCCGGCGUUCGGCGACGGGGCCCAGCGAGCAGCAGGGAUGGGCGAACAGCAGUCGUCGGCGGCAACUUCACGUGGCGUUGCGGGUCAUCGCUGCUUCGGCUGCGGCGAGCCGGGACACCGCCAAGCGGUCUGCCCAAAAAUUUCCGGUACGCGGGCUUUAUUUGCGGACGAGGCCGGAGAGUUUGGGACUGCCGAGGGCUACGAGGGUCCUCCGGAUUUUGAUGCCGAGGCAGGUGAC
Striga hermonthica is the source of this 870-nucleotide messenger RNA. Lineage: Eukaryota; Viridiplantae; Streptophyta; Magnoliopsida; Lamiales; Orobanchaceae. The record is from the annotation of a GenBank genome assembly.